AUGGUUUCAUACUUCAACACACAAGGACUUGAUAUUGUUCCAACACAAUGUCCCCGUGUUACCCGAUGGGCAAGGCUCCGUCUUCCAAACGGACAAAUCGCACGAUCAAGCUGGAAAGAGAAUGAUAUGACGCGCAUGCCACGCAUGGCACGUAACGUCAAGCUUUUUCUCAACGAACGAACACAUUUUGGCGAAGUUCAAUUUUAUUUUCAGAUCCACGUCAACAACAUCAUCAAGACUCUUGCUCUCGUUUCAUUAUAUUCACCACCCAACUACCAACUUCUCCAAGAAUCGUACCAUACAUUAUACUCAUGCACGUAUCAAGGGAACGAUGCACUCAAACUUGUCGAUGUGUCUACAAUUCAGUCUGUUAUAGCAAUGGUGCCCCACAAGCUCCCUGGUAGUCUGGAGCUCCGUUUUUUCCUAGUCGAAAAACCAGGACUUGAUGUCGCACAAAUCGCAGGCCAUGUUGAUAACGACGAAGAUGGUGACGAGGAUGAGGAUCUUUGGAUUGACUAG
Molecule: messenger RNA, 519 nt
Organism: Suillus clintonianus
Lineage: Eukaryota; Fungi; Basidiomycota; Agaricomycetes; Boletales; Suillaceae
Exons: 2
Coding region: 1-519 (172 amino acids)
Source: RefSeq, a predicted model, not a curated record